AUGACCGCAACGCAAACUGCAAUUCAGCAUGCGGUGAUAGCAAGGAGUGUACGACAAGUCAAAACCGACCAAAUCUAUAAGAAACAUACCGUGGAUGAUGAAACCCUUUUGGCUCUUAGCUAUGCAGACAAGUCGAUCGUUUGUCGUCGCAACGAACUGAACCGGCAUGAGUCAAGUCGGGAACAUCGAGUGACGGUUAUGACCACCUUUUUUCUUUUGGCGCUUCUCGCUUUCUAUCAGAGAGACAUCCUCGCAACUCUCUGUCAUAUGGCCGCUGGGUAUAAAAUGCUCCAAGACUGGGCAGCUGUCGAUAAGGAGAAUAGCCCCAACAGGAUAGCUUUGAAAAAUGCGUUCUCUCAAUUUCGUAUCGCUGCUGCAAUAUUCUUGAUCUCAGAAACCUUCCCUAUUGGCGAGCGUUUAGUUUGCUUUGAGCCUUCAGGAACCAUCAGUGAUGAUACUAUCGUGCUUCACGAGGUGGAAAUCAAUACUCAAAUCAUGAUGAUAAUUGGCUCGCUGUUCGUGGAGAUGAAUCCCGCAAGGGGGUUCAAAGUACCAGCAGUGACCCCCAAUUUUCGCCACAAUGGGGCGGGAGCGUGGGCUCAGAUGCGAUUAGGCAGAGCGAACAACGAGACGAGGUAA
Penicillium soppii is the source of this 639-nucleotide messenger RNA. RefSeq lists its product as uncharacterized. Lineage: Eukaryota; Fungi; Ascomycota; Eurotiomycetes; Eurotiales; Aspergillaceae. The transcript has a single exon. The coding region runs from base 1 to 639 and encodes 212 amino acids. The record is from RefSeq and is a predicted model, not a curated record.